GGUUCAUUUCUAUUUAAAGAACUUAGGAAGCUUAAUUUCUAUUUAAAGAACUUAUAAUGUUUAAAUUUAUUUAAUUCGCUUUAUCGCCGGUGGGGGAGAGGCGAAAUAUAUGAUUUAGCAUGAUUAAUUGCGUUGAGCAUGUUUUAAUUAUAAUUAAGCAUGAUAGUUUCGCCGGUGGGGGAGAGGCGAUUAAGUAUGAUUGUGAUUAAUUGGAGUUUGGGCCGCCGGUGGGGGAGAGGCGGAGGCGGUAGCAAUGACUACCGCCUUGGUUUUGUUGUUGUGUUGAAAUUUCAAUCUUCAAUCAUCCUUCUUGAAAUCCUAAUCUUGGAGGUCGAGAGGCGAUUGGCAGAGCUUCGCCAAACACAGGAAGAGGUCACGCCCGUAGAUGUAGAGCGCAUCUUCCGAGAGGUCGUCGCUCCUGAUUCGAGGGGGCGCAUCAUGGGAUUAGGCAUGAUGAUGUCUAGGGCGAUUACUGAGAGCGGCGAGUCGUCGAGCACGCACUCCACUAGCACCUCCCAGUUUCCUUUCCCUGUUGCCUCGAGAGAUGAGCUCAUUACAUUGAGGGAGGAGCUGAGCUCCACACAGAGGGAGCUAGAGGUCAGGAGAGCGAGCGAGGAGGCUCAGAGCAAGGCUAUACAGGAGAUGCAAGCCCAGAUCGCCCUCCUCAUGCGAGGAUAUCAUGCACAGUCCCCCUCCGACGCCUCUGAUGGGACCCACCCGGACCUCUGAUUAUAUUAUUUACUAUCGUUUGUUUGAUACUAUACUUUGAAUACUGAAUUUCUAAACUUGUUGACAUAUUUUAUGAUUUGCUACUUUGUU
Molecule: messenger RNA, 819 nt
Organism: Salvia miltiorrhiza (redroot sage)
Lineage: Eukaryota; Viridiplantae; Streptophyta; Magnoliopsida; Lamiales; Lamiaceae
Exons: 2
Coding region: 160-729 (189 amino acids)
Source: RefSeq, a predicted model, not a curated record